CUAACCCCUUUAAACUUUUCUGUCCUAUGUGUUUUUACCAUCAAUUACAAUAUCAAAAUCCAAUUGAAAAUCUGGGAUAUACGCUCAGUGGCCCAUCGUAAUAGGCCGCUUCAGUUUAAAAGCGCGUGCAAUUGCAACUUUGAGAUAAAUCUCCGACCAUUUUUACGACCUGCCGAUGGCCGCUCAUUCGAAUUUUAUAGAGGGCCACACAAAGCACUUGACUCAUGUUGAGAGUACCCAAGAAUGGCAAGGGUAGGGAUGGCACGACCGUCCCGCAUCUACUUCCGUUUCGGACCGGACGACGGGGGAUCGGAUUCCAGUUUGUUUUGACUUCAGAUCGGAGACUAAAACAACAAACCGAACUAUGGGUGUCAUAACCGCUCAUUUAGCAGCGGGGCACGCGACGAUUUGAGGUCUUGUGUGUCCAGAUGUUGCGCACAAUUAUCAUAUCAACAGCACAUCAUUGGCAGCUAAGUGAAAAAGCAGAUUGAGCCAUGUGAACUGGGCGAGCAACCGCGUCUUAAUAAGCCGCUCCCCUGGACCUGGAGCUCUCAGUUUUAGUUUAGCUCCAGAGGCGAAAGAACCGGAAUGAAGAACAUUGAAGAAAACGCGAUCUCCGACUCGGGAUACUACAUGGAUAUAACCAAAGCCUGGCUCAACCAAUCCGAAGGAUACACCGACUGCAGCUACGAGUUUAACCAAAAUUCUGCUCCGGUUUACCCUAAUUACUCGAAUUUUGAUGGCAGUUGGCCCAACGAGACCAGAGAACAAUGGCUGCAACCGGAUAUAAACUGUUCAAGCCAGGAGCCAAAGCCCAGAACCACCACGACGAAUCGAAAAGAACGUACGGCCUUUACGAAAUCACAGCUGAAGGAUCUGGAGGCAGAGUUCUGUUACUCCAACUACUUGACCCGCUUGAGGCGCUACGAGAUUGCGGUUGCUUUGAAUUUAACGGAGCGCCAGGUUAAGGUGUGGUUCCAGAACCGCCGCAUGAAGUGCAAGCGCAUCAAACUGGAGGAAGAGACCAAGACGCCAUUUUAGUUUGUACAAGGAC
This is a messenger RNA of Drosophila bipectinata, 1054 nucleotides long. It is a transcript of the gene btn, whose product is annotated as buttonless. NCBI's taxonomy places the organism in Eukaryota, Metazoa, Arthropoda, Insecta, Diptera, Drosophilidae. The record is from RefSeq and is a predicted model, not a curated record. Gene Ontology annotation, biological process: positive regulation of transcription by RNA polymerase II. Gene Ontology annotation, molecular function: RNA polymerase II cis-regulatory region sequence-specific DNA binding; DNA-binding transcription factor activity, RNA polymerase II-specific. Gene Ontology annotation, cellular component: nucleus.